Erinaceus europaeus (western European hedgehog) is the source of this 1501-nucleotide messenger RNA. RefSeq names its product enoyl-CoA hydratase 1 (gene ECH1). The coding region runs from base 99 to 1082 and encodes 327 amino acids. The transcript has 10 exons. The record is from RefSeq and is a predicted model, not a curated record. Gene Ontology annotation, molecular function: delta(3,5)-delta(2,4)-dienoyl-CoA isomerase activity. Lineage: Eukaryota; Metazoa; Chordata; Mammalia; Eulipotyphla; Erinaceidae. Gene Ontology annotation, cellular component: mitochondrion.
UGUCAGAUUAAGGCACAGAUGCCCUCACCCAACAUGGCGGCCUCUUGUGCCCGCCCUUUCACUUCCGUCUGCUGGAAAACUUCAGCAAUUAACUUGCAAUGGCGGCAAUGAUGACUUCUCGGACUCUCGGAGACCUGCUCAUGCGACGCCUGAGACCCUCCACCCACCUGGACCUCAACUUUAGCCUUCGCCCUUUGAGCUCAAGUGCACAGGAUGAGGCCUCAAGAGCAGCCUCCAGCGAAGUCCCAGACCACAACUAUGAGUCCCUUAGGGUGACGGCUGCGCAGAAACAUAUUCUGCAUGUGCAGAUAAACCGACCUGAGAAGAGGAAUGCCAUGAACAGGGCCUUUUGGAGCGAGAUGGUGGAAUGUUUCAACAAGAUAGCACAAGAUGCUGACUGCCGGGCAGUGGUGAUCUCUGGUGCAGGAAAAAUGUUCACGUCAGGUAUCGACCUCGUAGACAUGGCCUCCGACCUCCUGCAGCCCAAAGGAGAUGAUGUGGCCCGCAUCAGCUGGUACCUCCGCAAACUCAUCUCCACCUGCCAAGAGACCUUCAGUGUCAUCGAGAAGUGCCCCAAGCCUGUGAUCGCCGCUGUCCACGGGGGCUGCAUUGGCGGAGGUAUGGACCUCAUCACUGCCUGUGACAUUCGCUACUGUGCCCAGGAUGCUUUCUUCCAGGUGAAGGAAGUGGACGUGGGUUUGGCUGCUGAUGUGGGAACUCUGCAGCGACUGCCCAGAGUCAUCGGGAAUCAGAGCCUGGUCAACGAGCUGGCCUUCACCGCCCGGAAGAUGAUGGCUGAUGAGGCCCUGAACUGUGGGCUGGUCAGCCGGGUGUUCCCAGACAAGGAUGUCAUGCUGGAUGCAGCCUUCGCCCUGGCAGCGGAGAUCUCCAGCAAGAGCCCCGUGGCGGUGCAGGGGAGCAAGAUCAAUCUGCUCUACUCCCGGGACCACAGUGUGGCAGACGGCCUCAACUUCAUGACUUCCUGGAAUAUGGGCAUGCUGCAGACUGAUGACAUCAUGAAGUCUGUCCAGGCCGCGAUGGAAAAGAAGAAAUUGAAGGACGUUACCUUCUCCAAGCUCUGAGAACCCCAACCUCAGGACGUGGCCUGGGGUCUGGCUGUGAGCCACCUGGGGCCUAUAAUUACUCAUGGUGGAGUGGGAGAGAUGUGGGGCCUGUGUAUCUAUGGGGUGGGAUGGGAACUCUCCUGGGUGCCUUCUCACCUAGUCUCUCUUUCUUACACUGAUUUCCUCAUGUCCAGGGUCUUCUCUCUUCCACCCUUUUAAUAAGAAAGCAUCAUAAAGAAACUUGUUGGUGUAUUGCACCAAAGCAUAGGACUCUGGGGUGGGGGGUGGGGUGUUCAGGCCCUGGAACAUGAUGGCAGAGGAGGACCUAGAUGGGGAGGGGGUUUAAAGUGUUAUGUGGAAAACUGAGUUACACAUAUACUGACUACUGUACAUCCUCUGGAAAGCAUUAAUCUUCCAAUAAAGAAAAAAAAAACUUU